Pocillopora damicornis (cauliflower coral) is the source of this 3176-nucleotide messenger RNA. Its product is annotated as adenosine receptor A2b. The record is from RefSeq and is a predicted model, not a curated record. Gene Ontology annotation, biological process: G protein-coupled receptor signaling pathway. Gene Ontology annotation, molecular function: G protein-coupled receptor activity. Gene Ontology annotation, cellular component: membrane. Lineage: Eukaryota; Metazoa; Cnidaria; Anthozoa; Scleractinia; Pocilloporidae.
AACGCUGUUCUCGCGCCUAGGAGAGGUUCGACUACGGCUUAAUUUGCUCAAUCGUCGACUUCGCUCGGAUUUCUCUCGGUAGAAACACAUCUAAGGACUAUUUGCACUCGCUGGCUGGGGCUGAAUUUAAGUUUUCAACCUCACGACAGAUUUCGGUCCAAGUUUCCAUCAUCAUCUUCCUCCUGGAAGAGGACGCUUUUCGUCAUUUUUCUGUUUUAGAACAUUGAGCUUGACUGAGACUUGUUGUGCCUAAUUCGGCCUUGAUUUCUCUUCGUUCCAACUUGUAAGAAGACGCGUGUGGGCCAGGCGCGUACAAAUCAUUGACUCUGUAAUUUUUGAAUCGCAUCCAACACAUUUCGGAUCAAGUCUCCACCUUUACGAAGAAGAGAUCAACAGUGCUUUUCAGCUUCACUCGAGUUCUAUUGAACCUCGCCUCAGUCCUUGAUUUUCCUUAGUUCUUCGUUGGGAUACAGGAACGGAAUAGAAAGGUCCUCUGAACUCACAGAGGUUAGAGGUUUUGAACUGGAACUCACACAGAAAAAGGUCAAUUUUCCAAAAAGUGUCCGCGCUUUAAACGAGUUCCACUAGACUUGGUAAAACCCUCUAUCUGUCUUUAUUCUGCUGCGAGAGACACUUUUAUCACCCGUAAAAGUUCGCUGGACAGAGUUUUGAUUCGCGCCUCCCACAAACGGUUUGUCAAUCCUCUGCGCUUUCUUGGAUAAAACCCGAUUCAUUAUCUUUCAGUUUUAUGCCAGCUAAUUCAUGAAUUACACAGAGGACAGUGAACCUUCUAAAAUGGCAGAUUCGCACUUACCUGCUGUAGUCGCCAACAUUGUCAUCGCUGGCUUUCUGUGUUAUACCACCACUAUGAUGAACACUGUAACAAUCUACGCGCUGUGGAAAACCUCUUCAUUGUCAAAACCUUUGAAAACAUUGCUUUUAAGCCUUGCUGUAUCUGAUCUUGGUGCUGGCCUUCUGAGUCAGCCAAUGUACAUCGCCUUCUUGGUUGAAAAGGAUUUACGAUCCAAGAAUCCUAAGACUCUUGACGAUUUUUCUACAAUCGUAUCCAACAUCCUUUUUUUAACUUCGUUUUGCAGCAUUACAGCCUUAAGUACAGACAGAUUCCUUGCCAUUCAGUGGCCUCUUCGUUACCAAGAAAUUGUGACCCACAGACGAGUAGUGAUUCUUGUCAUGGCAAUAUGGCUAACCACUGUAGUCUUUAUACCGAUCGAUGUCCUCGUGAUAAGCCGAAAAUUUCCAAGUGUCUCUACCGCAAUUUUUUUCACCAUCCAUUCGCUGUCCUUUUUUACUUCCACAUUAACUUCUUUCAGGAUUUAUUUAACAAUUAGGCGUCAUAGCAUUCAAAUUCAGACUCAAACACAGCAUGUAACACAAAAUAACGGCCUGGUAAAUAUGGCGAGGAUAAAAAAAUCCGCUCAAAGCACUAUUUGGAUUUACCUCGUAUUUUGGGUUUGUUAUCUGCCCUACUUUUUUGUAUAUGUUUAUGUUUAUGUUGAAUCUAUUCCUCCACCUCGAGAGCUAAGAAUGUUCACGGUGACUCUUGUACUUGUAAAUUCCGCCCUCAAUCCGGUCAUCUACUGCUGGAAGAUCAGGCAUUUUCGACCCUCCAUCCUAAGAAUCCUUCGAAAAAUAACUAAUCGCAACAACUUAGGCGAAAGAUCGGUUUACAGCUUUGACGGAUAAACAAAGAUGGAAAACUCUGCGACCUUUUUCGGAAAUAUUCUUACCAUCAUUUCUUGUCUCGCUGCAUUCGAGGCAUUAAGGUUAAAUGGGGAUCUUAUCAGCCGCUUUUUGAAAAGAAGCCAAGGGAAGGCAAGAGAAACUUUUGACAAGUUCAGUUUGGGAGCCCUGAUGAGGAAAUAUUUUAAAAUCGAUAUACUUCUUUAAACGGGGAAGAUGACUCACAGAAAACAAGGUGAAACGUUCUCUUGUAUUAUUAACUCAGACAAAGAAAAAUCAAAAUAUUCAUCAACUUUUAAGCGUCAUGAACGAGAAGGUUAAAAGAGGACGAGGCAGCUGGUGAAUUAAAAACCGCAAAAUCGCAUGCAUUAAAGCAACGCGUACUUAACGAAAAGCAUAGGAGAAGGUGAAGUACAGUAAGGAGAAACGUUAGAAAGAACUAGAAGUAUGAAUUAAAUUGAAAAGGGGUGGGGUGAGGCUCUCGUGGCUGAAGAAAGUGAAGGGCCUCAGAAACGAUCAUAAGUCUAAAAGGAAAUCGACAAGACGAAAGCUGAUAUCUUAUAGGGUAUGUACAUGUGGAUAAAAAUGGAUAAAAUACAGCGAUUCUCAUGUUUACAAAUAGGCUGGGAUAUCUUGCAUGAUCAACUGUGGUGCAGCCGGAAACUGCAAGAGGUUAAACUGAUUCAGCUUAGACUUUUCUCUCAAAUUGCUUCAACAUUGCACAAAAAUAUUGCAUUUGCUUUGCUUUCUGAUCUUAAGUCUCUUUACGGAUUUCACCACAGUUCGUUUCGUGCGACAGAAAAAAAACUCCCGUAAAGCAUAGCAAUAAGUUCAGAAAUUUAAUGGAAGAUUAAUUUUUUGAGACAGAAAUACCAUUAUAUAAAAGAAUAUAACUCCAACUCCAACCGACCAUGUAAUAUCCUCUUCCUUCUAUUGUCAUGAUUUAAAACAACAAAGCCUACAUUGGUGAAUUCGAAAGCGCUUUUAAGAAUUGUAAAGACUCUCAAACGAGAAGGUUCAAUAAGGCUCAGCACAGCUGUUCAAAGCUGUUUAACCUCCGGUUUUAAAUGUGAUUAUUUAUCGCGCUUUUAAAAUGCAUCCUCUAACUUAAGAAUAACAACGUGUUUUAUAAAAUAACGACGUCUUAAUGGAAAGGUCCGACUCCUCAUUAACGAGCGACAUUUACAAGCGUAUCAAAUUCACCCUUUCACAGUCCGAGCGUUUUAGAAACUUUUAUCAUCCUGUGGUCUGGAUAAUUAGUUAAAACACACUUAUUAUUGGCAGUUUGAAGUUUUAAACGAUUUCUGUCAGUUUUAUUUGCCUUUUUGCGUUCCACGCCCCAUUUUACAAUCUUUAAUUACACUUAGCAAGCAACAAACUGACAGCAAUCAGUUAAAAAGGAAUUAAGUCUUCAUUACAGUGAUGGAAAAGAUCGUUGGCUUUUAAAAAAAUAUUAAAAUUAUCCAUCUCUGCGA